Messenger RNA from Acanthosepion pharaonis, 945 nucleotides. The record is from the annotation of a GenBank genome assembly. NCBI's taxonomy places the organism in Eukaryota, Metazoa, Mollusca, Cephalopoda, Sepiida, Sepiidae.
AUGGCUACACCUAAUCCAGUUCCCAAACUUUACCGAGCAGUUGUCGAGGAUGUAAUAAGCAGUGUACGUGAAGCCUUUUUAGAUGAAGGUGUUGAUGAGCAAGUAUUACAGGAAUUAAAACAGUCAUGGGAAAGUAAACUGAUCCAGUCAAAAGCUUUAGUUCAAUCCCCACCUGAGGAACAAGUUUUAGCCAGUCCCUUUGCAUUGGGAAACUAUCACACCCAAUCUCAAACAGUUGCCAUGAAACCAAAAGUUGUAUCAAAUACCAUACCUCAAACGAUUUCAGUACCGAUCCAAAUUGCUGGCCACACAACUGGAACAGAACUGAGUAGCCCCGCUCAAACAGCUGCUGUGGCUCUCAGCUCUGGUUUAUUUCAACAGCAACUGGCAGCUGGUCUCACCCUUCAACCAGCAGGUAACGGUCAUUUUAUUACUGUGUCCAACAUUCCACACCAAGCUGCUCAGUCAUCUUCACAGGUUGCUACAGCAACAAUCACGAUUCCCAAUGCCAGCACACUUGUUCAUAAUCAAGUUCACACUACUGCUUCAGUUGAUAAUGCCGUUCCGAUUACUACUCAAGUGGCACAUCAAACAGUUAACACUUCUGCACCUGCAGGUAUAAUUCAACUAGAUGGUCCUGAGGAUACAAGUUCCGAGGAAGAUGAUGACUAUGACAAUGAUGAUAAUGAAGAUGAAGAAGAUGAUGUAGCAAAUGAGGAAGAAGUUGAAUCAGGUGGAGUCGAAGAGGAACCAUUGAAUUCAGGUGAUGAUGUCAGUGAAGAAGACGUGUCUGAAUUAUUUGACACAGACAAUGUUGUUGUUUGCCAGUAUGAAAAAAUCCACCGAAACAAGAAUAAAUGGAAAUUCCAGCUGAAGGAUGGCAUCAUGAAUCUGAAUGGAAAAGAUUCGGUAUUUCACAAAGGAACCGGUGAUGCUGAGUGGUAA